This is a messenger RNA of Adineta steineri, 1065 nucleotides long. The record is from the annotation of a GenBank genome assembly. Lineage: Eukaryota; Metazoa; Rotifera; Eurotatoria; Adinetida; Adinetidae.
AUGCCACUGAUUCAUGAUACGAAACAGUUAGUGGCCAUCUACAUUUUUUGUGGAAACAAAGUGUGGCAUGAAGAAUGGGCAAAGAAAUGGAGCAAGAUUCAAGGUGUCUUCACCGAAAUUGAGCCAAUAUGCGAUUCGAUGAAAGCGCUACCAAUCGACAGCAUAUCAACAGAAGAUAAUGACAAUUUAAUAAAAACAAUCGAACCAAAAAAAAGCGAUACAACAAAAUCUGAUUCUUCAAAUCUUGACUCAUCAAAAUAUGCAGGCGAAACUGUAAAUCCACCUGCAACGGUUAUCAUUGACAAUCAAGACAAUCAACAAAGUUUAUGUGAAGAAAGCCGUGCUCAAGAGCAAGAAUAUGGUGAUGAAGCGAAGAUUGACUAUAAAGAACAUGAAAAUGAAACGAAAUAUGGCGUUACAGAGCAUGAAAAUGAACCGAAAGUUGACGAGACUGAACAUGGAAAUAAAGCGAAGGUUGACGAUAAAGAAGAUGAAAAUGAAACGAAAGUAGGCGUUACAGAGCAUGCCAAUGAAGCGAAAAUUGAAGAUACCGAACACGAAAAUGAAGCAAAAGCUGACGAUAAAGAACAUGGAAAUGAAGCGAAGGUGGACGAUACAGAACAUAAAAGUGAAGCGAAGAUUGACGAUACCGAACAUGGAAUUGAAGCGAAAGUUGAAGGUGCAGAACAUGGAAUUGAAGCGAAAGUUGAAGGUGCAGAACAUACUAAUGAAGCGAAAGUUGAAGGUACAGAAUGUGAUAACGAAGCAGACGUACAAGAGGAUCAAUCAAGUAAACAUCAAGAAUUUGAUGAUCUCAAUAACUGUAAGAAACUGCGUUGUGAAGGUCGUCCUUGUGCAAAAUGUCAUAUGUGUCGUGAUUGGCAUUUCACCGGAGAUCAAGACACAUGGACAUGGAUCACCAAUUGCAAGAAUCGGACAGACGAUGAAUGGAAGCGUUUUAUCGAUGAUGGUAUUUACAAGAAUUUUACGAAACGGGAUGGUGCUACCUGCUAUCUUCGUCUUGCUCUUCUUCGUGAUAAUUUGUGUGUUUGUGAACUACAUUAA